Molecule: messenger RNA, 1712 nt
Organism: Gossypium raimondii (Peruvian cotton)
Lineage: Eukaryota; Viridiplantae; Streptophyta; Magnoliopsida; Malvales; Malvaceae
Product: protein TRIGALACTOSYLDIACYLGLYCEROL 1, chloroplastic
Exons: 3
Coding region: 372-1424 (350 amino acids)
Biological process (GO): phospholipid transport
Cellular component (GO): ATP-binding cassette (ABC) transporter complex
Source: RefSeq, a predicted model, not a curated record
AGUUUUUGGAAAAACGCUGUUCUCAUUCUGCCCUGGGAAAUUCGGACGUAAUUUUUUUUUUAAUUUCGCCAUUUUUACCUAAUUUAAGAAAAACCCUAAAACUUGACUCCGUCUCAUUUUCGACACUUGAAUUUCCACUCUGUUUGAAGAAUGAAAAAAUAAGCUAUAUACACUGAAAAAUCUGCUCAUUGUAACAACCGCCAAUCUCCACGGCGUUCGUCACCUUUCUCUCUUCAAUCAGAGGAGUGCUAAAAAAGGUACAUUUUUGUGUAAUUCUUUUGUCCGAUUGGAAUUUGAUUAGUGUAUAUUCGAACCUUUAAGGUCUUACUCGAGUUUUCUUAUAGUUGAAGUUCAGGGACGACAAGCCAAAUAUGCGAACAGCUUCUCAACAUCAUCUGAUGUAUUACUUUUCGAGCAGAAGAGGCUCUUGCAAAUUCCAUCAGGCGAUUAAACCCAGAGUUUGGAAUUCUAGUCAAAUUAGCUUCACCGGAAGAGGUCAGAGUCUUCGAUUUCCAGCACCAAUCCGCAAAACCAGAUUGUUUGUGAUUUCAAACACGGAUGAUGGCUAUGCAUGUGCCCCUUUGCUAGAAGAAGAGCGCAAUACGAACAAUGUGCCCACUUCGGAAUCAGAGACAUUCUUUAGCGAAUGGUCUCCUCCAAGUUUCUUAUGGAGAGGAUUGUCCGUUCUUGUCCUCGCAGGGCAGGUUAUUAUUCGGAUUUUAAAGGGUAAAGUCCACUGGGGGAAUACUCUCGAACAACUGGAGAGAGUUGGACCGAAAUCAGUCGGGGUUUGUCUUCUAACCUCGGCAUUUGUCGGCAUGGCCUUCACCAUUCAGUUCAUUAGAGAAUUUACCCGAUUGGGUUUGAACCGAUCAAUUGGCGGGGUAUUAGCCUUAGCAUUCUCGAGGGAGCUAAGUCCUGUGGUUACAUCGAUUGUGAUUGCUGGACGAAUUGGAAGUGCAUUUGCUGCAGAAUUAGGAACGAUGCAGGUUUCAGAGCAGACCGACACUCUAAGAGUUCUUGGAUCGAACCCCAUUGAUUAUUUAGUCACACCUCGAGUUAUCGCUUCCUCUUUAGCUUUGCCGUUUUUGACUCUGAUGUGUUUCACGAUCGGGAUGGCAUCGAGUGCCCUUCUGGCCGAUAGUGUUUACGGGAUCAGCAUUAAUAUCAUCUUAGAUUCAGCACAAAGGGUUUUACAAUCAUGGGAUAUAAUUAGUGCAAUGAUUAAAUCUCAGGUUUUCGGUAUGAUUAUGUCGAUUGUGAGCUGUGCUUGGGGAGCCACCACAAUUGGAGGAGCCAAAGGUGUUGGUGAGUCGACUACUUCCGCUGUGGUUAUCUCACUAGUUGGUAUUUUCAUGGCGGAUUUUGCACUCUCGUAUUGCUUCUUCCAAGGGGCUGGAGAUUCUUUGAAGAAUUGUGUAUAAAGUUGUUCCAAGUUUUGGCUAGUUUGUGCUUUGACCAUAAAGAAAUAAGAGCUCGUUACCGGGUUCAAUUCGGAUAAAGCUCAAAUGAUAAGCGGAGAUAUUUUUGUGAAGUUUUUUUGUUCUUUUUUUGGCUAGUUUAUGAUUAAUGUAAGUAUUGCAUUCUUGGUAUAUGUAUUUAUAGGUAUUCAUGGGUCGGGUCGAGUUUUAGUCGGGCUUAAGGAUAAUAUUAACAUAUUAUAUUUGUUUUGCUCAACUUAAAAUAUGAGUAUAAAAUUUUGUUUAAAUCCA